GGAAUUUUUUUUUUUUAAUAAAAGGAUGUGAAAUAGCCACAGGUUGGGCGGACUAAAGAUCUUGGGGUGGAGGGGAGAUGGCGAAUAGCACGAAAAGAAAGAAAAGAAAAAUCAAAAGAUGACCGUCGUCUUUGGUCUCAGCAGGUCUGCUUUAACCACAAUGAAAAGCUCCCGGGCCUCCAGUAGCCCUGCCUGCUAUCCAGAAGACAACUUAGAAGGAAUGGAACUGAGCUUAACAGGUCUUCCCCUGCUUGUUUCCAGACGGCCUAAUAGUGCAUCCCCUGCAAAGCCCAUUGCCCGUUCUAUCUCUGUCAUCACUGAAAACAAACCUAGAAGGAAUGCCCAGGAGAGUACAGGACUUGGGAAUUCCAGAGCUAUCAAUAACCUUCGAAGAUCCAGCAGUACAACCCAUGUCAAUCAGCAGUUGAAUGGUACCCUCAGUACUGACCAACCCACAGAUUUCCUGACCUUCUUUGACAGCAGCACUGGAGGGAGAAAGAAGCUGGCAGGUCUGUGCAAAACUUCACCUGAGAAGAGAACCACAUGGAAUAUUCUGGAUGACCAGCCCAGAGUGUUCACCAUCUCAUCUAGUACUCGAAGCACCAAUACAGUUGACUCCUCAGUUGGUCUGAGGAAAAAAGAAGGCACGAUAUCCUUGGCACCUAACUUUACUGCCAACAACAGGAGCAACAAGGGAGCUGUGGGCAACUGUGUUACCACCAUGGUACAUAACAACUACAACACCAUAGACAAAGUUCCUCCACCCAAGAGUUCUAACCAGGCUGCUUCAUCCCUCAACAACAUCAUCAAGGCAACCACCAAUGAAGACAAUGAGAGCAGCAGUUUUAUGAAAUCUCAGAAAAAUUUAUCCAGCAAUAAUAAUGUGACUCGGAAUAAUACUAGCAGCACUGCAGGACUGCUUAAAAGGAAGGAAGUAACAGAAGAAGAAGCAGAAAGGUUUAUCCAUCAAGUAAAUUUAGCUGCCAUUACCAUUCAGCGUUGGUACCGACACCAUGCACAAAGACAUCGAGCUGGUGCAUCCCUCCUGGAACACCUGCUAACAUCCAAGAGAAAGGAAAGACAACAAAAACAAUUGGAAGGGAACAUCUUCGACUUGGAGCCACAGAAAGAUUUAGAGAGAAAGAAAAUUCGGGAAGAGAAAGCCCGGCAGGCCAGACAAGCUGCUAUUCAGGAACUCCAGCAGAAACGAGCAUCCCAAAAGGCAGUAGAUACUGAAUUGGAGCAGCUGAAGGAAACCAGGAAGGCAUCAAAAAAAAGGUCCAUACAGACAGCCUCCCUGAAGAAUGGGAGCCUGGCAAACAGCAGCAUCAAAGCUAACAACGCAGGUGCUAACUUCCGUGCUACAGAACCUGAGGAGUACUUCCACCCAGUCCCUGAGUCUUCCCCAGAUCUUUGUAAAUCUCCAGAAGAUAAGCCACAGGACAUAAUCUCUCAUGAGGUUGUUUGUGACAGCCUGGAUACUGAGGUCACAGCAGCCAGCAGACCCCAGGCCAAGGUGACUCUUAAUGAGCUGCUGGAAACCCUGAAGCUGUUAGAAGAGGAACCAGAGCAGCUGACCCAACCAAAGACUUAUAAAAAAGAAAAAUAUUCCUGGAUUGAUGGGGAAGUUGGCUCUAAUUCCUUAACAGCUGACAACUUAGAAAAAUUUGGGAAACUGAAUCCACCACAUGGAGUCCCAGAGGAUGGGGCAUUGCUUUCUGAAGCUAAACUUCAGAGUAUCAUGAGCUUUUUAGAUGAGAUGGAGAAGUCGGAACAGGAACGACCCCAUUCUGUGGCCUCAGCCAUUCCUCGGGAGGGGAUCCUGACGGAAGAAGAACUGGCCCACUUGGAGCAGGCAUCGGCUGUGGCUACUGAGGUCACCAGCUCUAUGCUGAGGCUGAAGCUGGAGGUGGAGGAGAAGAAGCAGGCUAUGACACUGCUGCAGACAGCAUUGGCUCAGCAGCGAGAGCUUACUGUGCGCAACGUGAAGGAGACAGAAAAGGAGCUAAAUCUCCAGCUCAGGCUGCAGAGGGAGCAGUAUGAAGCUGCUAUCCAGAGACACCUGGCCUUCAUUGAUCAGCUGAUUGACGACAAGAAGGUCCUGAGUGAGAAGUGCGAGGCAGUCGUAGCCGAGCUGAAGCAAGUGGACCAGAAAUACACCAAGAGAAUCACUCAAGUGCAGGAGCAGCAUGAACUGGAGAUUAAGAAACUCAAAGAACUAAUGAGUGCCACAGAAAAAAUCCGCAGAGAGAAGUGGAUCAAUGAGAAAACAAAAAAGAUCAAAGAGAUUACUGUUCGAGGCUUGGAGCCAGAGAUCCAGAAGCUGAUCGCCAAGCACAAGCAGGAAAUCAAGAAAUUAAAGACCCUACAUGAGGCUGAACUGCUACAGUCAGAUCAACGGGCUGCUCAGCGCUAUGUGCAACAGACGGAAGAACUACGGGAACACUUGGAGCGAGAGAAAGAGGAGCAGGGACGGCGGGAGAGGGAGCUGGCCCGGCAGCGAUAUGAGAAGCAUUUGGAGGAGGAGGAACAAGCCCUUCAACAGCAGCGGCGCCGACUCUACAGUGAGGUGGCCGAAGAGAAAGAGCGGCUAAACCAGCAAGCAGCCAGGCAGCGGGCAGAAUUGGAGCAACUGAAGCAGCAGCUUGAGGAAAACAGCUGUGUGGUGACAAAGGCCCUCAGGGAAGAGUAUGAGAAGGGCAGAGAGGAGCAAGAAAGGCGGCACCAGUUGGAUAUGAAAGCCCUGAAGGAACGCUUGGAGGUAGAGAAGGAAGCCUGGGAAGCCAACUACUUAAAGAAAGAGGAGGCAUGGCUACUGAAACGAGAGCGAGAGCUGAAGGAUGAAGUUCGGAAAGUCCGGGACAAGGAGAUUGAGCUGGUUAUCCAGAGGCUUGAAGCUGAUAUGACCCUGACCAAGGAGGAAUGUGAGCAAACAGCUGAGAACAGGAUCAAGCGUGUGCGGGACAAAUAUGAGGCAGAACUUGCUGAUCUGGAGCAGUCAGAGCGAAAGCUACAGGAGCGCUGUGCCGAGUUGAAGGGUCGACUUGGAGAGGCUGAAGGCGAGAACUCUAGGCUCCAGGGCCUAGUGAAACAGAAGGAGAAGGAGGUGGAGGAUAUAAUAAUGGUGAAGGACAAGUUAAUGGAAGAAAGGAGCAGCCUGUCAGAGGUGAUCCGCCAGGAAUUCUCAGACCGACUGAUGGCAACUGAAGAGGAGAACAGGCGAUUGAAAAUAGAAAUAUCAGAGCUACGGACUCGUCAUCAGUUAGAACUAGAGAAGAUCAAUCAGGACAAAGAAGAUGAGCUGGAAGAAGUGCAUAAGAGGGUCAAGAUGGCUAUAAUGAAGAAAGAAGAGACUGUGAACAAUCUUCGAAAACAGUAUGAAGCAGCAGUUAAGAGGGCUGACCACCUUGAGGCACUCCUGGAGCAACAGAGAAAGCAGCUCCUGAGUACCAAGUGAUCACCACCUCUUGCCACACAGAAGAGAGCCUGCAGCUGCAAGUCGGCCUGAGUGGCCCUUGCUGUCCAGAGGGACUGUGAGUCUGUGGCUGUGACAGAGGAAGCACUAAUGCCCCAGGUGGGGCUUGGGAGAGAAGAGGGACACUCCUUGCCCUUUGCUGUUCUGUUUUUACAGUGUCUGCACACCUGUGCCCAUAAAUGAAUGAGUGGCUCCUUAAGCUGAGAGCCCUUUUGGGGCUCUUGUCGUUGUAUUUUAACAUUAAAAAAAGUCACUGGUUUUUAAAA
Antechinus flavipes (yellow-footed antechinus) is the source of this 3741-nucleotide messenger RNA. It is a transcript of the gene CEP131, whose product is annotated as centrosomal protein 131. Gene Ontology annotation, biological process: intraciliary transport involved in cilium assembly; cilium assembly; regulation of centrosome duplication. Gene Ontology annotation, cellular component: centriolar satellite. The coding region runs from base 119 to 3457 and encodes 1112 amino acids. NCBI's taxonomy places the organism in Eukaryota, Metazoa, Chordata, Mammalia, Dasyuromorphia, Dasyuridae. The transcript has 26 exons. The record is from RefSeq and is a predicted model, not a curated record.